Messenger RNA from Salmo salar (Atlantic salmon), 3836 nucleotides. Its product is annotated as muscarinic acetylcholine receptor M4. The record is from RefSeq and is a predicted model, not a curated record. Gene Ontology annotation, biological process: chemical synaptic transmission; adenylate cyclase-inhibiting G protein-coupled acetylcholine receptor signaling pathway; G protein-coupled receptor signaling pathway, coupled to cyclic nucleotide second messenger. NCBI's taxonomy places the organism in Eukaryota, Metazoa, Chordata, Actinopteri, Salmoniformes, Salmonidae. Gene Ontology annotation, molecular function: G protein-coupled serotonin receptor activity; G protein-coupled acetylcholine receptor activity. Gene Ontology annotation, cellular component: synapse; dendrite; plasma membrane.
CUUGAAAAAAAAAUCUGUCUCUCACAGAUGAGGGCACAUCUGCCGGAGUCCGAACUGCUUCAUUCGAGAGAGACUUGCACACCUCAGCUCGGGGCGUUUCAGUCACCAGUCACUUGGAAUUGUACUCUCCUUAUCAAGGCUCUCUCUGGUACCUACCGAAAGACAUUCUGACAUGAAAAGGCAUGCUGUGAUCCAAUAUGUGCCAAUUAUUAUGAUACCGCACAAAAUUAGGACUUCGACGUCUCUAUCCGGGAAAAAUCUAUCAGAGUAAGAUUGAGAGAGGGAUUUUUGCCUGGUUGAGUACCAUCUAAACAUGCAACAUGAAUCCCACUAACAGCACUGGAGCUGGUGGGCUUGCGCCCUGGAACUUAAACAGCUCCUUGAGCAACAUUUCCAGUGAUGUCUUGUCAGCCAACCUCAGCUGUAAUGAUUCUGGCACUAAUGAGACCUGUGUGGUGGGGGAGGAGGAGGUGGGAAGCCCCUACAAAGCCGUGGAGAUGGUCUUCAUCGCCCUGGUUACAGGCUCCCUUAGUUUUGUCACUGUCACAGGAAACAUCCUGGUGAUGCUCUCCAUUAAAGUAAAUCGGCACCUCCAGACGGUCAACAACUACUUCCUGUUUAGCCUGGCGUGUGCAGACCUUAUCAUUGGUGCGUUCUCCAUGAACCUCUACACUGUCUACAUCAUCGUGGGCUAUUGGCCCCUGGGACCUGUAGCGUGUGACUUGUGGCUGGCCCUGGAUUACGUGGUGAGCAAUGCUUCUGUCAUGAACCUUCUUAUUAUUAGCUUUGACCGCUACUUCUGUGUCACCAAGCCCCUGAGCUAUCCAGCCAGAAGGACCACCAAAAUGGCUGGGCUGAUGAUUGCAGGUGCCUGGAUUCUUUCCUUCAUUCUUUGGGCCCCUGCUAUCCUGUUUUGGCAGUUUAUUGUUGGAGAACGCACGGUUCCACCUGGAGAGUGCUACAUUCAGUUUCUCUCCAAUCCUGCUGUCACUUUCGGCACAGCCAUCGCUGCCUUCUACCUGCCUGUGGUCAUCAUGAUGGUGCUCUACAUCCACAUCUCUCUGGCCAGCCGCAGCCGGGUGUCCAAGCAGAAGCCUGAGGCUGAGAAAAAGAAGAAGGGCCUCAAGAUACCUAACCCACUCAAGAGCCACAUCCUUAACAGACAGAAUAACAACAACCAGUCCCCCAAGCCCAGUCUGGAGUCCUGCAACACUGGUGAAGCUGUGAAGAAUGGCAAGAUUGAUGAGUCUGUUGUUUCCACCAAGGCUGACGCUAGUGUCAAUCCAGAAGAGAAAGAGAGUUCCAAUGGCUCCAGCAUGGCCAGCAUUGCCCCCAAGGAGAGGGCCAACAGUGAAGCCAUUUCCGAGGGGGGCCUUGGCAUUGCUCCUGCACCUGAACCUGCACCUGCAGCGGCAACCGUUAAACUCAACCCUGCCUCUAAAUGGUCCAAGAUCAAGAUUGUAACCAAGCAGGCUGGUGACGAGUGCAUUACUGCCAUCGAGAUUCAGCCACCCACCCAGGGGGGCGAGACCCGCUCUAUCCCAGUCAACCGCCCCCGGAAGGUGGCGCGCAAGUUUGCCAGUAUUGCCCGCAGCCAGGUGAAGAGGAAGCGCCAAAUGGCAGCCAGGGAGAAAAAGGUGACCAAAACCAUCUUCGCCAUCCUGCUUGCCUUCAUCCUCACAUGGACCCCGUACAACGUCAUGGUGCUCAUCAGCACCUUCUGCCACUCCUGUGUCCCGGACACUGUGUGGGCCAUCGGCUACUGGCUGUGCUACGUCAACAGCACCAUCAACCCAGCCUGCUACGCCCUCUGCAACGCCACCUUCAAGAAGACCUUUAAGAAUCUCCUCAUGUGCCAGUAUAAGAAUAUUGGAACAAGAUGAGCUGGAGCAUACAUACAGUAGUAGGGCUGGUGAGGGGUAAUAUUACUGAGACAUCUGGAGGGCUGAGUGGUUACAGUUGAAGGGGAGGAGGGAGCCUCCAAAGUGAGCCUCCACAGUCAUGUUUAUGAACUUAUGUCACACUCAACGCUCCUCUGAGAUGUCUUAGCCACAGAAGAUAGUAACAUCUUAGCUACGUCCAAAUGAUACAGUAUGAAUAUGAUGGCCAAUGUGAGGAUGGGGCAAAUGAAGAAUCUGAGAUCAGCCAAAGUUAUAGAGUCCAAACAUGUCUAAGUUGUUUUCUUUUCCCCCCUGGACCCUUAUUGUGAUGACCAACGAGGACUAAUUCGUAUCCACUGAAACGUGGUAACAAUCUUCAAAAAGCCCAGCUGAACGUCUAUAGACUAAGGCCAGGCCAAGACUUCCGUCAUCCCUCUCCAAGAUACCACCACCAAAAUCAGAGACAGUGAGGGCAGUGUUACAUAAUGUCUGGGUGUACGGCAAAAGACACAUUAAAAAGGAGCUUGGAAAUCUUCCUUUAUACAACAGUAUAAAAGGAAACAAGCAUGAAAUGUCUAAUUAAAAUAUCCAUUUCCUCCUUUCCCUCCUCCUUGAGAAAAUGAUUAACUCUUCACGGAAAUGGAGGCACUCCCUCACAUCAGUGAAUCAUAAUCAUAAUGUGAUAUGGAGAGCAAAGAUGAUAUGGAUCCUUUGUUGUUGCAGACCGUCUAACCUCGAGGCUAGUUGCACGUACGUCAACAUACUGCUGGUGACUUGAAAUAAGUUGUUACCCCUGAAAGUACUGUAUGCAUAUCCAUUCACCUCCCACUGACCAACAAAAUAUUGAUGUAUAUGUUUUGUUCAAAAUUUAUCUUCAAAAGUGACAAACUGUUGAUGGCAGUACAAGGCCAAUGCAUAAGUAACAACCAGUGUUUGGCUCCAAACAAUUCAUGUAUCGUGUUGUUGCGUUAUACGGAGGAAAACCCACCGGCAACGAUAAAGCUUUAAUUCAUUGCCAGCUUCACAAUUAUGGAAGUGUUGUGUUUUUAAAUUUGGCCUUCACUGCAACUGGAACUGCCGGUACAAAAUACAAACACUUGUUUAUAGGGGAUACUUAUCUCGAGAGUAUUAAACAUAUUUUCUAUGUUAUCUCCUGCCUAAUUAAGAAUGUGUAAAUAGAAGGCCAUUGUUUUUCUCUAAAAAGUGCAGUUUCUCUCAUGCAUUUCAUAUCUGAAUGUUUGUACCUCUCUUGUAUUAUGUUUGUGAUUUACACCUAAUUUUACAAAUUGAAUAUAAACUAUCUAUAUAUAUAUAAAUAUAUAUAUAUAUAUAACUGUAUGUAUAUGCAAAAGAUAUUAAGAGAGUGUAUUUCUAAAUUGAUUUAAAGUCAGGAAUUUGGGGGAAAAAAAUGUAACCAGUUGUUUUUUGGUGACUAAGUCCCUUAUAUUUGUAAAUUUGCCACUAUUCUCCAUGUUGGAUUACAAUGUGUGAAGUCCAGCUUGUACCUCCCCAGCCUAUAUCCAUAUUCAUGAGGUCACACCAAUGAUUAGGUGGGUAAUAUUACUAGCUUAUCUAACUGGUUCAAUGCAUUUUCAAAGAAGGACCUUCUAACAAAGAACUAAAUGCAUCAAAGUAGGGAUUAGUGGGGGAAAAUAACUGAUGUUGUCUGGGCAUGACCUGGUAAUGUAAAAUGACCAGCUAUGGAUGUGCAUCCAUAUAAAACAGAUUUUGAAAUGUUCAUGGGGUGAUAAAGCUUGAUGAAUAAUCCUACUUUAAUUGAUGAAUAUCACAUUGGAAUGACAGGCUGGCUGCGACCCCAAAAAAAGAGUGAAAGGGAGAGUGUAAAACAUGACCACAGUUUCCUGUAGUAUGGCCCCUUCCCUAAAACAACUAUCCAGAGACAGUGUACAGAGGAUUGUAUCUUUUUCUAAUGCUUAAUAAAGAUCUUGUACCAUU